Drosophila grimshawi is the source of this 4625-nucleotide messenger RNA. RefSeq lists its product as uncharacterized. Bases 740 to 3727 code for a protein of 995 amino acids. Gene Ontology annotation, molecular function: 3'-5' exonuclease activity; nucleic acid binding. The record is from RefSeq and is a predicted model, not a curated record. Gene Ontology annotation, biological process: nucleobase-containing compound metabolic process. The transcript is spliced from 8 exons. Lineage: Eukaryota; Metazoa; Arthropoda; Insecta; Diptera; Drosophilidae.
UGAAGUCGCGUUCGCGUUGUCAUCAUCGGUCCAAAAGAAAACCUCCUCCGUACACCAAAUUGUGCCGUUUUUAACACACACGCAAACAUUUGUUUUAUUUCCAUGCUUGAAAUACACAACAAAUUUGUUAAAAUUCGUGUUACAGUUGUGCACACCUGUUGCGAGUGAUACAAAAUCUGUGCAACAAGUGGUCUCCAACUAGCUUUUAACACUACUCCAAUAAAGUGCCUUACACACACACACACACACACAUCGACGCGCGCACUCACACACAGACACUAUUCUUACCACACGCACACAAGUGGAUACGUAAGCAACAACAACAAGUUGUGGGCUUCAAGUCCAAUCAGAUAAUUACGCCGAAAAAUGCUAAGCGACGCAAACACGAAAUUUAAUUAAAACUCAAAAUCUCUCCCAGUGAAUGGCAAUAAAACGAUAUACGAUUGAGUGUGAUAAAUGCUGAUCUAACUGUUAAAACUGCCAAAAAUCCCUACCGCGAGGAUUCGUAUCGUGUUUCUGUAUAUGUGAUAAAGGAGAGAUAGAGCGAGAGAGAAGAGAGAGACAGCCUGUGUACGUGUGAGUGCCUUUACAGCAACAACAACAAGUAAAAGAAGAAGCAGAGCAAUAAUAUACAAAUAUAAAAAACAAGUGUAUUUUAAAUAUAGAUAUACAAAGUUCACAUAAGCAGUUAACGGUAACGGAGAAUAUCCACAGAAGACAGGAUUAAAGAGCUUGCAAAAUGGAAUCCAUGGAAUAUGAAAUGGCACGCAACAUGACGCUGCUGUUCUUCCUGGAACGACUGCUGGACAAGGGUGAACCACGCACCGUGCACGAUCUAUCCUGUCAGUUUGGCAACAAGGAGUUCACCAAGGAAAUGCGACAAAUUGCCGGCGGCAGUCAGUCCGGUCUGAAGAAAUUUCUCGCCCAAUACCCAUCAAUAUUCCUGGUGGACGGUGAUUAUGUGCAGGUGAAUGCCUAUCAGCACAGCAGCUCGGAUGAUGGCAACAGCGGCGGCAAGCGGGAUUAUAUCCAAGAGGCUAAAGACUACUUCAAGAACAAGAUGCUCCAAUAUGGCGCCGCUGCCGAGGUGCCCGUUCGCAGUUUGCUCGGGCAUCGGUCGCAGGCAUCGCCACAAGUACGACACAUAUCAGGCCAACACAUCAAGGAGUUUACGGAUUUUCUUAUGAAGCACACGGACACGUUUAAGGUGACGGACGACUAUGUGAUGCUGGUGGGCAGUGAGAAUAUGACGGAUCUGCCGGCCAGAGAUCGCUUGCAUUUGCCGCAAUCGAACAUCGAUACGCGCGGCACGCAGCAAAUGCUCGACUUUUUCGCACAGUGCAUCGAGAUGAAGGGGCCGUUGCUGGUGGAUCAACUAUUUCAUUUGCUAACGCUCAACUUUCCCCAGGAUCAAUGGUUGCGCAUGUUCAAAACGCCCGGCGAUUUGAGUUCGUUUCUGAAGUUGUUCGGCGACUGCUUUCACAUCCAGGCGAAUCUAGUCACAUUGCUGCAGAAGCCCAAGUUGAAUGACUCGCACAUCCAGCAGGCCCAGGCCCGUUCCCGCGAACAGUUCAAUGCGCUCAACAACAAUCAGAAUCCACGCAAGGCGGAUGCAAAUGUGAGCGCUGUGCAGCAGCGCCUGCAAUCGCCGGCGAUGCGCAGCAAUGGCUACAACAACAACAGCAGCAGCAACAAUCAUCUGAAUAACAACAAUAAUACGAUUAACAAUAAUAUAGCGUCGCCGAACUUUAAGCUGAAUGCACCCGUCUCGAAUAUGACGGGGGGCGGCGCUGGUGGUUUUGGCCAGGGUCAAAAUAAAUCGGAACCGAAUUCGGGCUUUGAUAGCUAUGUGCCAAUGUCGGAGCUAAAGCUGGAGAAUCUCUGCGAGAAUAACUAUCCCAGCUCGACACUGUGCUAUGGUCCCAUUGGCACAAUACCACAGCAGCCCCAACAACAACAACAGCCACAACAACAACAGCAACCAUCGACGGCGCCCACGGAGCGUUUGAAUAGUGUAAAUCAAACACUGAAGCAGCGCAUAAAUACGCUGGUCAUCCGAACUCUGGCUGAGAAUCUGGAGAAAGACAAACAAACGUUGGCCAAUCAAAACUCACACGCAAGUCCCGUGCACGGCAGCAACAGCAAAGCGACAGCUGGUGGUGCAACAGCAACAGCAGCCGGUGUUGCAGCGACAACAACGACAACAGCACAGAACAAUGCCAAUUCGAAUGCCGCAACUAGUCAUAGUUAUUUUGUGGGCGACACGUGGAAAAUCAAAGUACUGCAAAAUACCACCGUCAUUGCGAAUGUGAAGCAUUCCACAUUUGUCACCGAGGCGCUGCUCGACUUGGCCAAAGAUGAGAGCAAUAUUGCUGUAUCGCUAGACUGUGAGGGCAUCAAUUUGGGUGUCAAGGGCGAGAUAACGCUCAUCGAGAUUGGCACGGCGCGUGGCGAGGCGUUCCUCUUCGAUGUGCAAACCUGCCCGGCCAUGGUGAGCGAUGGUGGCCUGAAGACGCUACUCGAACACGAUCAGGUCAUCAAAGUCAUACACGACUGUCGCAAUGAUGCCGUCAAUCUGUAUCAACAGUUUGGCAUAUUGUUGCGCAACGUAUUCGAUACGCAGGCGGCACAUGCCAUCCUGCAGUAUCAGGAGAAUGGCAAACAGGUGUACAAGGCCAAAUAUAUAUCGCUGAACUCGCUGUGCGAGCAAUACAAUGCACCCUGUAAUCCCAUCAAGGAUCAACUGAAGCAAAUCUAUCGACGUGAUCAAAAGUUCUGGGCCAAAAGGCCGCUCACUCGCGAAAUGAUGCUGUAUGCGGCCGGUGAUGUGCUCGUCCUCAUACACGAUCAACUCUUUGGCAAUCUGGCGCAACAGAUUAAGCCCGAGAAUCGUGUCCUAUUCUCCGAACUGUGCACCGAGCAAAUACUCAUGCAAAUCAAACCCAACGAGGUUAAGAUACGAAAGAAGCAGCGAAAGGUUAGCACCGAGGUGUCCGAUCUCAAGCAGAAACUGGCGCAGACCAGCAAAAGUAUUGUGCUCUCCAAUCGCGAGAUACGAUUAUUACGUUACAUGGACUUGACGGAGGACGAGAAGGAGCGCCUAAAGGGCUAUUACAAAGUGGCCAAAAAGCUAGAGAAAAUGGAAUCUGCUGGCAAUCCCAACAAAGAUCAAAGCGAUUCUGAGGAUGAGGGAGAACCGAAUGAGAAUGACUUCUUCCCCAGCUUAGAUUCGGUGCCGUCGGACAAUUCGCUGUCGGGCACAUUCUCGCCACGUUUCAGCUCUGAGCCGCCCAGUCUGACUGAAUCAAUGCAAAUGCUGGAGGAGAUACUGCAAAACAAAUCGAUGGAUCGAUUAGCACGCAUUGAUAAGCUCGAGGCCAUAUUGACGACAGCAACAACAUUGCCAUGCGAUCAGAUUAUUACUUCCAAUGCAAUGCAGGAGCAAUUGGGCUCCACCAUAGCGACCACUGAAAAUCUGCAAAUCAUUCGCGAGAAGACUAGAAAUAUGAAGAACUGUAAUUGCCAUGGGGAGCGCAGCAUAACACCCAUUCUGAGAUCGGCGAAUGACAAGCGAGUAGUCAAACUUGUGGAUGCCGAGUCGCAGACGCUCAGCACCGGUGACGUUGUCAUCACCAAGAUCUUUUUCCAGGAUGAACACGAGCGUGCCAAGGAUGCGGUGUUGACAAACAGCAAUACCAAUUCACCGAAGCGUGUCGCUUCAACUUGAAACAAUUUUUACGAAAUGAUUCCUAGCAAGCAAAGUGCAGACAUUAUAUGUAUUAUUUUUUAUUACCAUAAUGAGAGACUCUAUUUGAAAAGAAAAAAACAAAACAAAAGACGGAGUUCUCUACUCUAUUAAAUAUGCAAUAAUUUUUCUAUCCAAUUGAGAAGCAAUAUAUUUUGUGCCUAAAUGUUGAACAUUGCAAUAAUAAUACAUGCUAUAUAGUAUAUUAUUUACUACUACUUCGACUACUUCAGUUGUGUUAACAUAUAUAUAUAUAUAUAUAUAUAUAUAUAUAUGUAUGUAUUUUGGGUUUUUGCUCACUCAUUAAACAAAUUGACCAUUUUAUUUUUAACCAAAAAUUAUAACUCCGAAUCACACUUUUCUCAUCGUGAGAUGAUUUAGAGCAUGUGUUGUAUUCUCUGAUUAUCUAGCAAUUUUUGUUAAAGCCUACAAUUUAAUCGUAUAUGAAAACUCAGCGGAUCAAUCGCUUAAAAUAUAUUUGUAUUAAAUAUUGACUUUAAAAAAUGCAAUGCUUUUUAUUUGAGUUGUGAACAAAAAGCAAGUCUUAUUGCACGACGUGUUGGACCAAUCUGUGUAAAAUCGAAGAAAGGGUUUUAUGUUUAAAGAUAUAGCAAUUUUGUAGAGGUUUCCAAUAAAAAUCCUUGUCGCCAUUUCAACACGAAAAUUUGUAUUUUAACCAUAAUACUUACAAUCGAACACGUUUAUUCAAAUUAAUUUUAGUUUAACCCCAAUUAUAUAAAUCAAAAUUAACAAAAUGCAUAGUCAACAUAAGUAAAUGAUAUUAUAUUGUAAAGAGAACUUAUUGAAAUUGUAUGAUUAUUAAAAAAAAAAAAACUAAUUAAAGAAAAAAUAAAACUUGUAUAUACACAUGUAACAAAAA